Chilo suppressalis (striped riceborer) is the source of this 2053-nucleotide messenger RNA. The record is from the annotation of a GenBank genome assembly. NCBI's taxonomy places the organism in Eukaryota, Metazoa, Arthropoda, Insecta, Lepidoptera, Crambidae.
GUUUGUUUUGCAGUACAGAUUUGUUCACGAUUUGUUAUUGAGUUGUACAAUAACAAAAUUAUGUUAUCUUUUAUAACUUAUUUAAUUGUUUCAAGCUCUUGGGAGAGGUGGCUACCAAAGGCAAAUUAACACUCAAAAGACUGUAAAAUAAAAAUUGAAACCUUGCUACUAUUCCUGAAGUGAACCAUUUCUCAAUAUGGAUCAUCCUCUUUUAAUGAAACUAGCGUCUCUCAGUGUUAUUUCACAAUGCAAACUUCAGAGUAUUCUGGCGUUGUGUGGAGAUAAAAAAGAUUUGAUAAUAGAUACCUCAUUAAUAAAGCCUCUUGAGAGAAUUUGUGGUGUGUCUUGGUUAAGACAACAUGGAAUUGAUAAAAUUUAUAAAAUGGAUCCACAAUUGAGUACAACAGCAAAUGUAAACAGAGUCUACUUUAUACCAGCAUGCAUACAAAAGUAUAGGUGUAUCCUGGACCAGAUAUCUUCCAUGUUGAGCUUAAAUUCUUCCUUAGCUGAUCUGAAAUGUUUUCAUAUAAUAAUUACCCCUAAAGUUCUCAAUUCUUAUGAGAGCAUUUUGGAGAGUAGAGGAUUAUAUGACAUUGUAAAAUUACAUUCUUUUGCUUGGGAGUUGAUGGCGUUGGAUGAGCAGUUACUUAGUCUUGAACUACCAUUUCUGUAUAAACAACUGUUUGUAGAACAAAACCAAUCACUGUUGUCGAGUGUGGCUAUGUCACUGUGGAGUUUGUUUCAUGUUACCGGUAAACCAAAUGCUAUGUUUUCUGUGGGAAAGUUGUCCGCCAGUGUUUUAGACAUGCUAGAAGUCUACAAUGAAACUUACAAUAGAGAUUCUUUUGGUUCUAAUGCCAAUUAUGAGAUAGGUGCUUUGAUAUUAAUAGAUAGAAAUCAAGAUUAUCCAGCUAGCCUUCUCACCCCAGCCACAUAUAGUGGUUUACUUAGUGAAAUAUUUGAUAUCAAUUGUGGCCAUUUGGACUUGAAUGUCAAAGAGACUAAAUAUAAAAAAGGAAAGUUGGACUUCGGGUUGGAAGAGAAAAAAGCAGUGGAGAAAAAUACAGUCAUGACUUUAGAUAGCUCUAUAGAUAACUUAUAUGGUGAAAUUAAACACAGACACUUCUCUGAAGUACUUAGUGUGUUAAGUUCCAAAGCAAAAUUGUUGAAAAAUGAGGAUAUUAAAGCAUUGGGCAUUCAAGAGAUGAAGCAUUAUGUGGCUACAAAGUUGCAGCAAGUUACAAUUUACAAGCAGAAUCUAGUCAACCAUGUGCUGGCUUGCGAAACAAUAAUAUCAGAGAUGAGAAAUAAAUUUGAAAACUUGAUGUCAACUGAAAAUGAUAUGUUGAACAAUCGCAAUAAGAAAUCUAAUUUUAAUUUUGUGGAUGAAUACUUUGGUACUAAUAUUCACAUUUAUAACAGCUUACGUCUCAUGUGCUUACUUAGUUUGACACAAGGGUUAUCUUAUGAAGAAUAUAAUACUUUAGUUAGCAAAUAUUUAUUAGCCUUUGGUUAUAAAUUUUUGUAUGUAUUCAAUAAUUUAGUUAAUGCAGGUUUAUUAAUUCAGCCAUCCAGUGUGAAGUUGUCUUUAAAUAUAUCUACUUUGGGGAAUUUGAGUGACAGAUUGCCAAAGUGGCAGAGUGGGUUUCAGGCCACUGCAAAUAAAUUGAAACAGUUGCCAUCACAGCCUGAAAAAAAUGUGCUGUUAAAACUUAGCGCUUUGAAUGAUUUUAAAAUAGGUGGUAGUAUAGCUGGUAUAUUAAAGGAUGGAAUGGAAACCCUGAAUGAAAAGUUAUCAAAUAUGAAACUUCAGAGUGAUUUAGAGUUUGGUUGCAAAGAUGCUAAAAGCUUAGCAAAAGUUGUUAAGAGUGAUCCCAAUUUCGGGAAGGUUUUUCCAAUUAAACCUAAAAGUAUUUUGGUGUAUGUAGUAGGGGGUGUGAAUUAUGCUGAAAUUGCAGCUUGUGAUGUCAUUCAGAAGACUACAGGCAGCAAAAUUUACAUUGCCAGUGAUUGUGUUAUGAAUGGAGGAGAUCUCAUAUUUGCUAAUACCUGA